AUCUUACAUUCCCUCAAUUAGUAUUCUUCAAGACUGAAUAUCCAUGGAAAACCACAAAGAUGUAGGGAUCAAUUUUGGGAGAUCACUAAUAGUACCAUGUGUCCAAGAACUUGCUAAGAAAUCCAUCACAAAGAUCCCACCUCGUUAUGUACGCCAAGAUCAUCAGAAACCCUUAUUCAAAUCAUCCGAUGACACCUCCACUCUAUCUAUACCUGUGAUUGAUCUUCACACCUUAUUUUCAACCGAUUCUGAAUCUUCCACUUAUUCCUCUGAGCUCAAUAAGCUUCAUUCAGCUUCUAAAGAAUGGGGUUUCUUCCAGGUUAUAAACCAUGGAAUAAGUGAGUCUUUAUUAGAGGAUUUCAAGAGUGAAGUUUUGAAGUUGUUCAAGCUUCCAAUGGAGGAGAAAGAAAAGCUUUGGCAGAAAGAAGACUGCCAAGAGGGUUUCGGUCAACUGUUUGUUGCAUCCGAGGAUCAGAAGCUUGAUUGGUGUGACAAGUUUUACGUAAAUACCCUUCCAUAUAAUAUCAGAAAUUCUAAACUGUUUCAGAAGUUACCUCCCAUCCUCAGUGAGAAGGUGGACACAUACUCUAGGGAAAUAAAAAAGCUAGCAGUAGGCAUCUUGGGUGAAAUGGGUAAGGCUCUAGGGAUGAGCAAGGAGGAAAUGAGGGAGUUAUUUGAUGAUGGGGCCCAGUUCCUACAAAUGAAUUAUUAUCCCCAAUGUCCUGAACCAGAAUUGGCUAUGGGAUUCUCCCCUCAUUCUGAUGCAACUGGAUUAACAAUCCUCUAUCAACUAACCAAAAACACUGGCCUCCAAGUUCGAAAAAAUGGAAAAUGGGUAUCCGUCAAACCUUUGCCAAAUGCUUUGGUAGUCAACAUUGGGGACAUAAUGGAGGUUGUAAGUAAUGGUGUAUACAAGAGCAUAGAGCAUUGUGCAACAGUGCAAUCAAACGAAGAUAGGUUAUCAGUGGCAACAUUCUACAGCUCCAAUAUGGGUGUAGAAGUAGGCCCCGCAAGAAGCCUUGUUGCACAACAUAAUGUAGCAAACUUUCGACGUGUCACUUUUGAGGAAUAUUACAAGGAUUUUUUUGCUCGAAAGCUUGAUGGUAAAUCAAACUUGGAGUUUAUGAAACUUUAAGCGUACUUGAAUGAAAAAGGUUAUAUAGUUUGAACUAUAUCGAUGGUUUCUUUUGUUUUGUGAAAUUCAAAAUCGUUCUAAAGUAUUGUAAGAAAAGUUGGUAGUUGUAGUUUAGCCUCAUUCUCAAUUUUUGUAUGUCGGGUAUUUUAACCGAGUUUUUUUUAUAAAUAAACAUCUUUUGUAUGUGUUCACAAUCAGCAAAGUUAAAAGCUUCAUUCAUGAAUCAUGAUAACCAUAUCCUUUUGCCUCAUUUAAUGGAGCUUCAUACUUCAAAAAGAAAUAAAACCAGAAAACACAACAAACCUACAAUUCAACUACGUAACAUUUUUCUUCAAUUCUUCAACUUUCAUAUAAUCCAAAAAU
This is a messenger RNA of Lactuca saligna, 1498 nucleotides long. NCBI's taxonomy places the organism in Eukaryota, Viridiplantae, Streptophyta, Magnoliopsida, Asterales, Asteraceae. The record is from the annotation of a GenBank genome assembly.